AUGGAACCCCUCACACUACCUAAUCCGGAACGUUACUCCAAGUCAUUGGGGCUGGUCUUCAAAGGCUCUAACUCCAACGGGAAGAUCUGGGUUUUUGUGGAAGACGGGGCUGAUUUCGACGUUGAGGAUGAUUCGGAGCAGGUUCUUCACGGCCGGCUCUCAUCUCCUUGGCUAGCUACUCAAAUUGCCAUCUCGGCCGUCUAUGCUAAGUGUUCUAGGCCGGAGAGAUACGCUUUGUGGGAUAAAAUGAGGGAACUUGCUAGCACCUUGGAUGGUUGUCCGUGGAUGAUCGGGGGAGAUUUCAAUACCAUCCUAUCCCCGGGGGAUCGGGUUGGUACCGACACCAAUCGGCAAGCAGAGAUGGCUGACUUGGCGGAAACCAUCGAAGACUGUAGACUUCUGGACCCGGGGUUCGACGGUGCAGCCUUCACUUGGGCAAAGAACGGGUUGUUUGAGAGGCUUGACAGGAUUUUGGUGAGUGAGACGUGGACUAGUUCUUUUGAGGCCACUCGGGUGACAAAUUUGCCUCGGGUGUCUUCGGACCAUGGGCCGAUCCUCGCCCGGUGCAAACUUGCCAACACCACGACCACGGGGAGGGCUUUCCAAUUUCAAAAUAUGUGGACAAGACAUGAAGGUUUUUUGGGGCUGGUUCGGGAGGUGUGGGUGCAACCCACGGGGGCUGGUGGCCUUCUUAGUCUCCAAAUUAAACUUGCAAGAGUUAAAAGGGCCCUCAAGGAGUGGAAUAGAGAGGUCUUUGGGAACAUCCAUGCAAACGUUAAGAAUAUGGAGGUGGAAAUUGCGGCGGCUCAAGCUAACUAUGAAGCGGAUCCCUCGGCCGCCAAUAGGGCUAUAAUCAACAAAUCUAUUGCCACCUGCAUACUUCUUCUCAAGAUGGAGGAAGAUUUCUGGAGACAAAAAGCAACUAUGAGAUGGCUUGCGGAGGGGGAUAAAAAUACGAAAUUCUGUCAAAGUUGGGUGAAGCAGAAGAGAGUCCGCCUUCGCAUCCAUAAAAUCUAG
Salvia hispanica is the source of this 1017-nucleotide messenger RNA. RefSeq lists its product as uncharacterized. NCBI's taxonomy places the organism in Eukaryota, Viridiplantae, Streptophyta, Magnoliopsida, Lamiales, Lamiaceae. The record is from RefSeq and is a predicted model, not a curated record. Gene Ontology annotation, molecular function: catalytic activity.